UUUUCUUCUGAAAAAGCAAACGCAAAAGAAAUCCACAGACCACCGCUAACCACCCACAUAUCCCGGAGACCUGUCUGAAAACCGAAAACUGAAAACUAAACCAAAAUCACUUCCUGCCUCCCUUUCUCCGUCUCUGUCUCUCCACGUCUGUGUUCCACUCGUCUCAGGUCAAGUCUUUGACCUCCACCAACCACCGCCGUCCACCACCUCCUCCAUGGCAGCAGACCAGACCCUCUCCGCUCCUCUUCUCGACAACGUGCCCCACACCGUCAUCACUGUCCAUGAAAACCCACCCUCCCAGGCUCAACCGCCAUUCGACAAUCAUAAUCAAGAUUCGAGCUUUGAUGAAGAGAACCCAUAUGGGUUUCUUGGGGCUCACGGAUUUGAGGUGCCUGGGCCCACGACGGUGGACCCUUUCAAAAACUACACUCUUGGUAUUGAUGGGUUGUAUGAAUGGGUGAAGAUUGUGGUGUGCUUGCCCAUAGCUGCGUUGAGGCUGGUGCUGUUUGGGCUGUGUUUGACGGUGGGGUACGUGGCCACUGUCUGCGCUCUUCGGGGCUGGGAAGAUAAGCAAAAUCCAAUGCCUAAAUGGAGGUGUCGGCUCAUGUGGGUCACCCGACUCUGUUCCCGUUGCAUCCUCUUUUCUUUUGGUUACCAUUGGAUCAGACGAAAAGGGAGACCUGCUCCGAGAGAGAUUGCUCCUAUAGUUGUAUCUAAUCAUGUAUCAUAUAUUGAACCUAUCUUCUUCUUCUACGAGCUAUUUCCUACCAUUGUUGCGUCCGAGUCCCAUGACUCCAUGCCUUUUGUUGGUACCAUCAUUAGAGCAAUGCAGGUUAUAUAUGUGAAUAGAUUUUCACACUCAUCAAGGAAGCAUGCUGUAAAUGAAAUAAAGAGAAAGGCUUCUUGCGAUCAAUUUCCUCGACUGCUUUUAUUUCCCGAGGGAACGACAACAAAUGGAAGAGCUAUAAUUUCUUUCCAACUUGGUGCUUUUAUCCCUGGUUAUCCUAUACAGCCAGUGAUUGUCCACUAUCCCCAUGUGCAUUUUGACCAAUCAUGGGGAAAUAUUUCAUUGGCAAAGCUAAUGUUUAGGAUGUUCACACAGUUCCACAAUUUCAUGGAGGUUGAAUAUCUUCCUGUUGUGUCAGCACUGGAAAAUGUGAAGGAAAAUGCUGUCCAACUUGCUCAGAGGACUAGCCAUGCUAUCGCAACUGCUCUCAAUGUUGUUCAAACAUCACACUCUUAUGGAGAUUUGAUGCUUAUGACUAAGGCAUCUGAAUUCAAGCAGGACAAGCCCUCUCUCUAUAUGGUUGAAAUGGCUUGGAUUGAAUCAUCGUUCCGUUUGAGCACUUUGGAAGCUGUUGACCUUCUGGACAAAUUUCUUUCAAUGAACCCUGAUUCCAGUGGACAUGUCACAUUUCAUGACUUCCUCAGGAUUCUCAGACUAAAACCUUGUGCUCUUUCUGAAAAGAUAUUUCAAUUCAUUGAUGUGCAGAAGACUGGUAAAAUAACAUUUAAACAGUUCUUGCUCGGAUCAGCUCACAUUCUGAAGCAGCCUUUAUUUCGACAUUUCUGUGAAUUGGCAUUUGUAAGAUGUAAUGUCGAGGGAACAGAGUAUAUAUCGGAGCAAGAGCUUGGAGAUGCGCUUGCAUUGGUAAUGCCUAACUUAGAUGUUGAUGGGAUCCAUGGGCUUUUCACCUUAUUUGAUACUGAUGGCGAUGGGAGAAUCAGCAAGGAUGACUUUGUAACAUGUUUAAGGCAGAACCCAUUGCUUAUAGCGCUCGUUUUACCCCAGUUAUUGCGUAGAGAACUGCCAGCAGCUGAAGCACAGGAUGGCAUGCAUGAUGGAUAAAUUUUGAGAUGCCUGAAUGUUCAGAUGCAGUUUUGCUUGUGAUCAUCCUACUUCAAUGCAGUUUUGCUUCUGAACAUCCUACUUGGUUUGAAGAGAGAGGGAAGUGGGAUUGAAGACAGUUUAGAAUAUUGUAAUUGCACUUUGCUCUGCAAAUGUUUUCGUGCAGUAUUCAAAAUUUUGCCCACGAUGUUGAAAUCAGAUGACAGCGCCUGAAUUUGCUGUGCAUUUUCAUAUUGAGUGCAUAAAUUUUUUGGCCCUCGAUAGGAGAUGAAUGGACAUGAGUAUAGUUUGUUCCUGGAAAUGUGAUUGUUUGUUGACCCCCCUC
Coffea eugenioides is the source of this 2174-nucleotide messenger RNA. RefSeq names its product lysophospholipid acyltransferase LPEAT2. The transcript is spliced from 14 exons. NCBI's taxonomy places the organism in Eukaryota, Viridiplantae, Streptophyta, Magnoliopsida, Gentianales, Rubiaceae. Gene Ontology annotation, biological process: phospholipid metabolic process. Bases 215 to 1849 code for a protein of 544 amino acids. The record is from RefSeq and is a predicted model, not a curated record. Gene Ontology annotation, molecular function: calcium ion binding; lysophosphatidylethanolamine acyltransferase activity.